AUUCAAAUAAACAAAAAGAAGUUAUAUUAACAGAUAAAAAGAAUAAGAAAGGAAACACACUAACUAUCCAAGUGUCUAUAGACUGGAGUAGAGGACCCUUCAUUGCAAAACCAAAAACACCACAAUGGCGUCACCAGCGGCGGCGAGGUCGCCGGUAUCAUCCGCCGCAUCUCCAAUGCAACGCCUCUCCACCUUCAAAUCCCCUUCCUCGGCCACCGCCACCGCCACAACUUCUUCCGCCCUUGACUCCCUCGCCACCGAUCCCAUCUUCUCGGCCUUCCUCUCCCCAUCCUUCUCCUCCACAUCCUUCUCCUCCGCCGCUCUAUCCUCCGGCUCCCCCGCCUCCACGGCGGAGAAACUUCACCACGCCAUCCACCUCCUCGAAAACCAGCUCCGCUCGGAAGUUCUCUCCCGCCACCACGACCUCCUCUCCCAACUCUCUUCUCUCCACCACGCCGACCACGCCCUCUCCACCCUCCGAUCCUCCCUCUCCUCCCUCCAAUCCUCCCUCCGCCGCCUCCGAUCCGAACUCUCCGAUCCUCACCGCUCCAUCGCCUCCAAAACCACCCAACUCUCCAAUCUCCACCGGACCACCGAACUCCUCCAACACUCCAUCCGCGCCCUCCGCAUCUCCAAGAAGCUCCGCGACCUCAUCGCCGCUUCCCCCGACUCCGACAAGCUCGAUCUCGCCAAGGCCGCGCAGCUCCACUCCGAGAUCCUCACUCUCUGCGAGGAAUACGACCUUGCCGGCAUCGAUGCCGUCGACGAAGAGCUCAAUUGGGUGAGGGAAACCGGAGAUCGGUUGAGGAGCGAGGCGAUGAAGGUUCUAGAACGAGGAAUGGAAGGGUUGAAUCAAGCUGAGGUUGGAACUGGGUUGCAGGUUUUCUACAACCUUGGGGAAUUGAAGGUCACUGUGGAGCAAGUGGUGAACAAGUAUAAGGGUUUGGGUGCUAAGAGUGUGAGUGUGGCUUUGGAUAUGAAGGCAAUUUCUGGAUCUGGUGGAAGUGGGUUCGGUCCUGGUGGAAUUAGAGGUAGUGGAACGCCUCAGAUUGGAGGAGGAGCUAAGGCUAGAGAAGCUUUGUGGCAGAGGUUGGGGAAUUGCAUGGAUCAGUUGCAUUCCAUUGCUGUUGCUGUGUGGCAUUUGCAGAGAGUUCUAUCCAAGAAACGUGACCCCUUUACCCAUGUUUUGUUGCUCGAUGAGGUUAUUCAGGAAGGUGAUCCCAUGCUAACAGAUCGAGUGUGGGAGGCCAUUACAAAGGCUUUUGCAAGCCAAAUGAAGUCUGCUUUCACUGCAUCAAGUUUUGUUAAAGAGAUUUUUACAAUGGGAUAUCCAAAGCUUUACACCAUGAUAGAGAAUCUACUUGAAAGAAUUUCACGUGACACAGAUGUCAAAGGAGUGUUACCAGCUAUUAAUACAUCUGGAAAAGAACAGAUAAUUUCAGCUGUCGAAAUAUUCCAGACUGCAUUUUUGGCUCAUUGCUUGAGUCGCCUUUCAGAUCUAGUGAAUUCUGUAUUUUCAAUGUCCAGUCGUGGAAGUGUUCCAUCCAAGGAACAAAUAUCAAGAAUUAUAUCACGCAUUCAGGAAGAGAUAGAAGCUGUUCAAAUGGAUGCACGCUUAACUCUUCUUGUUUUGCGUGAAAUAGGCAAGGUUUUAAUUCUUUUUGCAGAAAGGGCUGAAUACCAGAUAUCUACUGGUCCUGAAUCACGUCAAGUAAGUGGUCCUGCAACACCAGCACAACUCAAGAACUUUACAUUGUGUCAGCAUCUGCAAGAUGUUCAUACACGAGUAUCCUCUAUGCUUAAAGGAAUGCCUAGUAUUGCUGCAGAGGUGUUGUCUGCUUCAUUAGGUGCAAUAUAUGGUGUUGCUUGUGAUUCAGUAACAUCUUUAUUCCAGGCAAUGCUGGAUCGUCUCGAGUCUUGCAUUUUGCAAAUACAUGAUCAGAACUUUGGUGUACUUGGCAUGGAUGCUGCUAUGGACAACAAUGCUUCACCUUACAUGGAGGAACUCCAGAAGUGUAUUCUUCACUUCCGCAGUGAGUUUCUAUCUAGGUUAUUGCCUUCCAGAAAUACUACAGCUCCAGGGACAGAGAACAUAUGCACCAGGCUUGUCCAGAGUAUGGCCUCACGUGUUCUAGUAUUCUUCAUCCGACACGCUUCUCUUGUCAGACCACUUUCAGAAUCAGGCAAGUUGAGGAUGGCCAGGGAUAUGGCUGAAUUGGAGUUAGCUGUGGGCCAAAAUUUGUUCCCUGUUGAGCAACUUGGUGCACCAUAUCGAGCACUCAGAGCAUUUCGUCCACUUAUUUUCUUGGAAACAUCGCAGCUUGCAUCAUCUCCUCUUCUUCAAGAUUUGCCACCAAAUGUCAUAUUACAUCAUCUAUAUAGCCGUGGUCCUGAAGAAUUGCAGUCACCCCUUCAAAGAAACAAACUAACACCGUUACAGUAUUCAUUGUGGUUAGAUUCUCAAGGGGAGGAUCAAAUUUGGAAGGGCAUCAAAGCAACACUUGAUGAUUAUGCUGUAAAUGUGAGGAGCAGAGGAGAUAAGGAGUUUAGCCCUGUUUAUCCUCUAAUGCUUCAAUUGGGUUCGUCAUUGACUGAAAAGGUUCAGACCUCCUCAAGGUCUUGAUCCAGUAAGUAAUUUGUAGUCUAGCAAAUAAACCACAUCUGCGACUUCCCAGAUUGCUUCUUGAAAGUUGUUGGAAAGGGUUUAGUUGCAAAAACAUGAGGAAGAGGCCUGCUUGUUCUGCUAGCAAGCAUGAGGUACAAAGGUUUUAAAUGAUUUAAUAGUUUUUUUUCUCUCCCUUUUUCAUUUCUAUUCUUCCUCCUUCCUUCUUUCUUUCUUUACUGGAAUUACUGUUGUUGGUUAAUCUCGAUUUUCCCGAUUAAUUGUUAUAUUCAAUGUAGAGAAAUAUAGCUUUUUGAUGGAAGAUAGAAACAAGUGAUGUUGUAUACUCCGUACGAUUAAUGGACAUCUAAUCGAUUAUUUCACUGAUCACGUCUUACCUACGCCUGCGAAUAUCUUUCAUGUGUAGGGUAAACUAUAUUUUUCUCAGUAAGUUUGUCACAGCUUCAUGCAAUAGUUCACGUUAUAAUCUUUAUUUUCUUUUGUUGAAAUUAUGUUAUUGUCUUUAAUCAAAUUAGUUAUCAUCUUUUGUCUAAACUAGUAGAUCCUAUCAAAGUAUUGAUCGAAAAUAUAACCGCUAUGCUGUCUAACAAAGACAAAGUGAAAUUGAUGUUAAGAUUUUGUAUUUGCAAAAUUGCUGCCAAUCAUAAGGAAUUUCUGUUAUAUCUCGUGUGUUUGUUGGACCUAAAAAAUCGCGAAGCCUACCUGUGUCGGAAUUUUGUACUAUAUUAUUGUCUUCAAUGUCUUGUAUGAAUAUAAAGUAGUUCAAUACUCUGCGACUACGAGGCAUCAGCAUUCCUUUUCUCAUCCCCUUACUCCCACCUCCUCUCCCUUCUUUUUGAUGGAAGUUGGAGACAAAUUAUGUAGCUUUCAUUCUCCCUAUGAUUAAUGGCCAUUGAAUUAUCCAUUACUUCAUGUUUUAUGUUUGCAAAUAUCAUUCAUGUAGUGUAAAAGAUAAUAUCACGUGAGAACGCUUAUCUUUUGUGAUAAAGAAAAACAUGGUAUGACAGCAAUUGGAUCUAACUUAACAAUUACGAUCAUAUUUUGGAUAAAGAAAAACAGGUGCAUACGUGUAACAAUACUCAUAAUUCCACGGAACUCGUGCUUCCUAUAAACCAAAUGGAAUGAAGAGCAGGAAAUUCGCCCCCUAUGCUUUCAGUGUUCAAAUCAUCUGUGUAAGUUUGUUCAUCUACUGUUAAUAUCAAGUGUAAACGAAUUAAAGUCGAGCUGAAUGUAUACAUGAAUGAAAGGUAUGCAAAUAUUAAGACACUCUAUUCAAGAGUAAAUCCAUUCUUAUUAUAAAAGGAAACUAAAAAGUUACUUUGUUCACAGGGUUCAUUAAUAAGAUUGAAAACGAGUCAUUUUAAAAACUACAAUAAAUCCUUUGUCAAC
Molecule: messenger RNA, 4012 nt
Organism: Abrus precatorius (Indian licorice)
Lineage: Eukaryota; Viridiplantae; Streptophyta; Magnoliopsida; Fabales; Fabaceae
Product: conserved oligomeric Golgi complex subunit 5
Exons: 3
Coding region: 125-2623 (832 amino acids)
Biological process (GO): intra-Golgi vesicle-mediated transport
Cellular component (GO): COG complex
Source: RefSeq, a predicted model, not a curated record